This is a messenger RNA of Abrus precatorius (Indian licorice), 2276 nucleotides long. Its product is annotated as pentatricopeptide repeat-containing protein At5g08305. Gene Ontology annotation, molecular function: RNA binding; protein binding. The coding region runs from base 134 to 1780 and encodes 548 amino acids. NCBI's taxonomy places the organism in Eukaryota, Viridiplantae, Streptophyta, Magnoliopsida, Fabales, Fabaceae. The record is from RefSeq and is a predicted model, not a curated record. Gene Ontology annotation, biological process: RNA modification. The transcript is spliced from 2 exons.
UGAAGGGAAAGCUCCACAAAUAUCAACACGUCUCUUUUUGUGUGUACGUAUUCAAGUGUUACCUGGGCUCACCCUUGCAAGGAUGAUACGUAACACUUGAAGUGUUAGACCUUCAGGCUUUAUAUAUCUGUAAAUGUUUGGAGUGCCGUUGUCUUGUAAAAUUGCAAAUAUAAAUCAAACUCUACUCAGCCUCCUUGAUAAAUGCAAAUCAAUGCUUGAACUGAAGCAACUUCAUGCCGUUGUGAUCUGUUUCGGCUUAUCUCAAGAUGACCCAUUUAUAUCCAAAGUUCUUUAUUUUUCUGCUCUGUCCAAUUCAGGCGACAUUGACUAUUCCUACAGGGUUUUCUCCCAGCUUUCCAGUCCAACAAUUUUUAGCUGGAAUACAAUCAUAAGAGGCUACUCAAAUAGCAGAAAUCCAACCCAUUCUCUAUCUAUUUUUCUAAAUAUGCUGCGACUUGGGGUUGCACCUGAUUACUUGACAUACCCAUUUCUUGUGAAAGCAUCAGCUCGCCUUUUAAACCUGGAAACUGGUGUAUCUGUGCAUGCCCACAUUGUAAAAACUGGGCAUGAAUCUGAUAGAUUUAUCCUGAAUUCUUUGAUUCACAUGUAUGCUUCUUGUGGGAAUAUUAUGUGGGCUCGUAAGGUAUUUGAUAGUACGCAGGGAAAAAAUUUGGUUUCAUGGAAUUCCAUGCUGGAUGGCUAUGCUAAGUGUGGAGAAAUGAUUUUGGCUCAGAAAAUUUUUGAAUCCAUGUUAGAGAAGGAUGUUCGGUCAUGGAGCUCUUUAAUCGAUGGCUAUGUUAAGGCUGGGGAAUACAGCGAAGCAAUGGCUAUCUUUGAAAAGAUGCGAGCUGUUGGGCCCAAGGCCAAUGAAGUAACUCUGGUGAGUGUCUUGUGUGCCUGCGCACACCUGGGUGCUCUAGAGAAGGGGAGAAUGAUGCACAAAUACAUAGUUGAUAAUGGAUUACCACUGACGUUGGUCUUGCAGACUUCUCUUGUGGACAUGUACGCCAAAUGUGGGGCAAUAGAGGAGGCUUUGCUUGUAUUCCAUAUGGUCUCAAAGAGUCAAACUGAUGUCUUGAUUUGGAAUGCAAUGAUUGGAGGUCUUGCAACACAUGGGCUAGUUGAAGAAUCUCUUAAAUUGUUAAAGGAAAUGCAAAUGGUUGGUAUCCGUCCUGAUGAAGUCACAUACUUGUGCUUGUUGGCUGCCUGUGCCCAUGGAGGGUUAGUUAAAGCAGCAUGGUACUUCUUUGAGAGCCUUGGUAAAUGUGGCAUGAUACCUACAAACGAGCACUGUGCUUGCAUGGUAGAUGUGCUGGCACGUGCAGGUCAAUUAACCACUGCAUACCAAUUUAUUUUUCAAAUGCCCAUAGAACCAACAGCUUCCAUGUUAGGUGCUCUUCUUAAUGGGUGUAUUAACCAUAGAAAUUUAGCUCUUGCAGAAAUAGUUGGCAGGAAGCUUAUUGAGCUAGAACCAAACCAUGAUGGUAGAUAUAUUGGCUUAUCAAAUGUUUAUGCAGUUGACAAACGCUGGGAUGAUGCAAGAAGUACAAGAGAAGCUAUGGAGAGAAGAGGGGUGAAAAAAUCGCCUGGGUUUAGCUUUGUUGAAAUAUCUGGAGUCCUUCAUAGAUUUAUUGCUCAAGAUAAGUCACAUCCUGAUUCAGAGGAAACUUAUUCUAUGCUCAAUUUUGUUGUCUAUCAAAUGAAAUUUGGCUGUCGCAAAGACAAUCAAGAAGGAUUGAUGAACGAUACAACAACAGAAGAUGAAUUGCUUCUCUUUUGAGUAGAUGGUAUUGAAGUUUGUAGCAAUUGAAUUUUUUGGAAGAAUAAUCAGAAUCAGAAGUCCUCUACGAAUGAGUGGUUUGUUCAAGUGGUAUAUGUCUGAUUCUUCCUGGCCCAAAGGAGAAAAAAAAACUUGAUAACUAACCCGAUCAUGCUCUGGAUAUUCUUGACUUGAAUAGGAUUGCAUCUUUAUAGAGGAUACAUAUGUUCCUGGCCCAAAGGAGAAUCAGAAGUCCCUUUGGUUUAUCGGUUCCACAAAAUGUAUUCGCAUUUUAACAGGUUUACAAAUCCAUGCAAUAUGUAGAUUACAGUCCACUGAAAGUAACCUUGAAAUGUAACUGCCAUUUGAUGAGUGGGAAAAAUAAUUGCGCGCUCAACUUAGAUGUAUUGUAGAUAUAUCCUCGGCUAAAAUUAACAUGAUCAGUAUUUAGUAUGACGUGAAUUUAUCAUUAUAUUGGAAUUGGAUAUAGCGAUUGCAGCACAUGAUAUUAUGUGUA